UUUAUCCAUCGUUUUCGCAUUUUUACACGCAGAAUUUACCGUAAUCCCGUGAAGAUUUUCUCCUCUUCUUUGUAAUUUCGGUCACGGGUUACUCCCAUAAAAGAAAAAAAUAUAUUGGCGAGGUGUUAUACUGUCUGAAAUAAGUAACUGCGACCUGUUUCCGGUAUAGAGCCUUCUACCAUAUGUACUCGAAAAGUAGGUUUCUAUCGGGAGAAUUUAUCGAAAAUUUUGAUAUUUCUAUGCUCCUCCGGUUUUAAAUUCCCGUUUUUCUUUCUAUACAAGAAGAGAAUUGUGUUCUUCCUUUGUAUUUAAAAAAAAAAAGAAGACGGGUUUUUUUCUUUCGCUUGUGUUUUUAACUUGUUAGAAGAUACCUUACUCAAUUAAAAUUUGGAAGUGUAUUCAAUUAAGUAGAUAAGGACUUUUUAAUGCUUUCUGUGAUUAAAAAUAGGUAUGAUAAUAAUCUCCGCAUCUAUAUUAAUCGGAUAGAAUCGAGCCUAGUGUAUAGAAAACUAUACAUUGGGGUGUUACGCUUGUGGCAGUGAGUGGGCACUUUUUGUUUCAAGUUCAGAAGCGUUAUGAUAUUACACUCCUACUUACUGCAUACGUCACAAGUAGUUUCCUAUAUUCCUAUUUAGGAUGUAUGUGUCUCCCUUCUUUCGUCUGGAGAUCGCCGUAGAUGCAGUAUGCCAGCUCACGUGUUUUCUCUUGUGUGGCUGCCUGGCACUCGGCCUCCGAAGGUCGUUGUCAUCCCCCGGGGCUCUAAGUACUUGUGACCCAACGGAAAGGGUUACCGACCCUCUCCGAGGUCGCAUCGGAUAGAAACAGAGGGUUGAUGCCCUUUAUUUCGAUACCUUUCGGGAAAUCUAAAAUUCAUUGGAAACAACGUCGCAGAAAAACAUCUAGACGUCAUUUAGACUUUGUUGCGUCAUACGUUGGCAUUUUACAGAGGGAGAUGACGUCAAUGCGUGCGUCAAGUCUGAUAAAUUACGUAAAAACAAAUUUUCGUUUUAAACUUUCUAUUAAAAGUUUUGUCUGGAGAUACGAGAAAUCCAGUUGAAAAAUUAUGAAAGUAGGAAAACAAAAACAAGAAAAGAUCCCAUGUCUCAUAGAAUCAUAGAGAAGAGGAGGCGAGACAGAAUGAAUAACUGUUUGGCCGAUCUGAGUCGUCUCAUUCCUACAGCCUACCUGAAAAAGGGUAGAGGUAGAAUUGAGAAAACUGAAAUCAUAGAAAUGGCCAUAAAACAUCUGAAACAUUUGCAAGCGCAUUCAUGCAAAGAUCCGAAUAAUUGUGAAGUCGCUAAUGCUGCUGAACAAGAUCGGAAACAUCAAUAUCGCUUGGGUUUCCAAGAAUGUAUGUCUGAGACUGUGAGGUUCUUGGUUGAAAUUGAAGGAGUAUACGCUGGAGAUGGACUUUGUGUAAGAUUAGUGAAUCAUCUACAGAAACACUUCGACAAAAUCGUUGGAGGAAUGGGUUUUAAUCAGCAUUCGGACUUUAGUAUUACUUUGGCUGAAGAAUCAAGGGAUACUUCAAUGGAUAUCUCUAAUUCGCCUUCUCGUGCUCCCACACUAGAUUCGUAUCCGCCUACGCCUGCACCUAUUUUGACUCCCGUAUUAGAAAGUUCCGUUUGUCAUCACGAGUCUAGUGAUGGUGAACCGCCAAAAAUGGUACAAGAAUGUGGGCGAAAUGACAGUCCUCCGACAAUAAGGCCAUCGUCUGAAGGUGGCAGUCAACUUAGAGAAAUGCUUCAAAAUCCAGGCUUACCUAAAGACUUAGUGCGUAGUAGUACGUCUUACACAAUUCAGGACCACAAAUCCGACGAAGUUUAUAAAUUUAAAAAUAACAUUAAACAUCGUUUUAAUGCCGAUUUAAGGCAUCACACUCUAGAUGACGACAAAUCGCAUUCGGAUUCAUAUUCUCCACAAUCCAAACAGCAAUCUUUAUCUCAAAGAAACUUAAUUAGAUCAACCUAUCCCGCGCACUCCACUUCUGUUUCUACUACUUCAGAACUAACAGUUAAAAUUCCUGAAAGGAUAGAAGGUUUGCAAAAUUCUCAUUGGGAAAACCAAGCUGACUGCGGAAGCAGCAGUUGUGGUUCUAACCCGAGUCCUCCAUCUAUAGCAAGAUCAAAUGGCAGUUCUUCGGGAUAUAGUACAGGGGGUGAUAUCUCGUAUGCCCCGAGACUGCGUUCUCAGUUACAAGGUCGUCAUUCGCCCACUUAUUUGCAGACUUCUCCCGAGAAUGUGUCAACUAGAUCGCCUAGUCCAUCGACUCAAAUAAGGAAUGGAGUACCCAUUUUUGCUCUCCAUCCUAAAGGAACCUAUUACAUUCCUUUGACUAUAGAUGCAUCGUUAGUGUCUGCCGCUUUCAUUGGCUACGAGGACAUUAUACCCGUUUUACAUCCAGUCAGCAUUUCUGUGAACUUUUGUCGUCAGUUGAAAGUGAAGAUAAACGGAAUGCAACCCACUUGGGAGUACAGGCCGUUUGUACAGGACAAAUACAAUGUCUAUACGGAUAGCAAAACGAAUGUAUCUUUCGGUUGUGGCGACACCAACCACAAUUGAGAACAUUUACAGAUUUGAGAAAAUAUAAUACAGAAAAAUCGGCACAUUUUCACAUCCCAUUCACUGCUUUCAUAUUCCCAGAGUCAAUGGAGUUUGAUGAACUUUCGUACAAAUGUACUAUCCCAUCCUUCAUGCCACUUUGGCGUUGUUUUUUUUAAAUCAAAACUUCCAGUGCCGCGGUUCCGGAUAUAGAAGAUCGUAUUACGGAUUGUGGUUUGAUUGACAAUCGGAGAAUUAUUGUACAUAGUAAUGUCAAUCAGACUAUAUUGUUACAUAUACUUCUGUGAAUAACUAUUGUAAUCUUACGCUAAAAGCAAAAAUUGUCGCUAAUAAAAUGCCUUGUAUCUAUUUUA
Molecule: messenger RNA, 2915 nt
Organism: Centruroides sculpturatus (bark scorpion)
Lineage: Eukaryota; Metazoa; Arthropoda; Arachnida; Scorpiones; Buthidae
Product: transcription factor cwo-like
Exons: 5
Coding region: 1099-2562 (487 amino acids)
Biological process (GO): regulation of neurogenesis; regulation of transcription by RNA polymerase II; anterior/posterior pattern specification
Cellular component (GO): nucleus
Molecular function (GO): DNA-binding transcription factor activity, RNA polymerase II-specific; RNA polymerase II cis-regulatory region sequence-specific DNA binding; protein dimerization activity
Source: RefSeq, a predicted model, not a curated record